UGGUUGAAAUGAAAAUUGAAUAAAGAAGGUGAAUGAUACUGUACUUGGGUUGGAUUAAAUUUUGAUUUGUGGUGCUUAUAAACUGUGAUGAGAAUUUGAUUUGUAACGUACGAAAAGCCUUAACAGGUUUAUUGUAGGGGUUGGGACGGGUUAUACUUGUCCCUAAUUCAGGUCAUUCCUUAGAUCCGAACAUGAAAAUUUUGCUUACAUGAAAAUUUGUAUCCUUUCAGCCGAACAUGAGUAGCUUGGUUGAGAUUUUGUUGCUAUUCAACUUGAAUGGACUAUGGUAGAUCGAAUACUUGAUUGCAGGGGCGAUGAUGACGAUGAGAAGGAAUAUCUGGUGAAGUGGAAAGAGCUUCCUUAUGAUGAAAGCAAUUGGGAACUUGAGUCAGAUAUCUCUAUGUUUCAGGCGGAAAUAGCUAGAUUCAAUUUAUUUCAGUCAAGGUCUAGAAAAAUUUCUUAUAGCAAGCAAAAAAGCAGUGUUAACGAUGAUGCUGAAUUGAUAAAGCAGCUGAAAGAAUUUCAACAGUACGAACAUAGUCCCGAGUUUCUUUCAGGAGAGAAUAUGAAUUUUACUUUCCGGAGAAGAACAAGAAAAAUAAGUUGGAAAGCAUCAAGUUUGAUGUCCUUUUAACAUCGUAUGAGAUGAUAAUCGUUGAUAUUGCAGUAUUGAAUCCGAUAAAGUGGGAGUGCAUGCAGACAUCGCGUGCUUUUGACAGGAACUCCACUUCAGGUUUAUUUAAAUUUAGUAAUUAAAUUCCAUUUUAAAAGGAUUUAUGGAUUGAAUGAGUUUCUUAUAAAAUGGAUCGUGGAUAGAUUUGAUUGUCUAAUGGAUUAUAAAUGGAUCAAUUGAUUGUUCAUUAAUGAUGCGUUGAGUUUUAUGUUUGAAGUCAGAACCUGCAUGACAACAUAUCUUAUGCAUUUCGGAUGAAUCUGGAUGAACUCUUUAUGCUUAUGCACUUCCUUGAUGCUGGAAGGUUAGUAAUUUGAAUCCUCAUGCUGAUCUAGAAGCGAUGGCAAGAGCUCAUCAACUUGGACAAACUAAUAAGGCGUUGAUUUAUAGGCUUAUAACACGAGGAACAGUAGAAGAAAGGAUGAUGGAAAUAACAAAGAAUAAAAUGUCCUUUAAACACUUUGUUGUAGUCGGCAUGAAGGGUCAAAAUAUUAAUCAGGAAAUGUUGGAUGAUAUCAUAAGGCACGGAUCAAAGGAGUUGUUUGCUGAUGAGAAUGAUGUGGUGGAAAAAUCUCGUCAAAUUCAUUACGACGAUGCUGCUAUAGACAAAUUAUUGGACCGCGAUCAAGUUGGAGAUGAAGAGGCCACUUUGGACGUUGAAGAUGAAAAUGGGCUUCUUAAAGCCUUUAAAGUUCAAGACAGAUAUCAAGAGGGACGUUCUUAAGAAGAGGAAAGAUGCCAUGGAGGCUGCCCUUUCUACUACCGAUGAAGAGAAGAAGAUUCGUUUGAAGGCCGAGAAGUUGGUGGAUGUGGUCGUCGAAGACAUAUGCCAUGUUGGCCAGCAAUCUUUUAAUAAUGCCCUUGAGCAAAUAAGGUCUUGAACCCUGAUGUUGCUAUCUCUUUCGACGGCGUAAAUUGUUUACAAGGCCGUCAUAGGUGUUAUUGUGGAGUUGUCGGCAAAUGAGACAGACCAGGCAAUUGUUGUUGGGGAGGACAUUGCUUAAUGUUUUUUUUGCUUUGAUUUUGGGGCCGCGGUCUACAUGCCCAGUGCCCGUUGAUGUUAUGUUCUCUUUUCAUGCUUGUUUGCUUACAUUUAUGCAAUUUUGCGUGCUUUAAUGUAUGACUUAUAUGCCUGUCAAUAA
Molecule: messenger RNA, 1815 nt
Organism: Trifolium pratense (red clover)
Lineage: Eukaryota; Viridiplantae; Streptophyta; Magnoliopsida; Fabales; Fabaceae
Product: CHD3-type chromatin-remodeling factor PICKLE-like
Exons: 6
Coding region: 1014-1397 (127 amino acids)
Biological process (GO): chromatin remodeling; negative regulation of transcription by RNA polymerase II
Cellular component (GO): nucleus; chromatin
Molecular function (GO): ATP hydrolysis activity; histone binding; DNA binding
Source: RefSeq, a predicted model, not a curated record